UGGAAAGAGCCUCUCCGAGAAUGUUUGCUGAUGAUACUAAUAUAAGUAUUGCGGCAAAAUCUGUAACAGAGCUUGAAUCAAUAAUUAACUCUGAAUUGAAAAAUCUUAAUCAAUGGCUCAUAGCUAACAAACUGAGUCUAAAUGUCGCUAAAACGGAAUUUAUGAUAAUUGGAUCUCGUCAACGGUUAAUGAUACACAAUAAUGAACAAAUAAACAUUGAAAUUGACGGGAAGAUAAUCAAGAGAGUUAAAGAUACGAAAUCAUUAGGAUUACAAAUUGACGAGCACCUAGUAUGGGCGCGACACGUUGAAGGCAUUUCCAAAAAGGUUGCGUCGGCAAUUGGUGCUCUUAAAAGGAUACGCCAGUUCAUAGAUACAAGCACUGCCCUCAAAAUUUACGGAGCUUUGAUUCAACCGUAUUUUGAUUAUUGUAGUUCAGUUUGGGAUGGUUUAAAUAUCACGUUAAAUGAUAAAUUGCAAAAACUGCAAAAUAGAGCAGGGAGGGUAAUUACCAAAUCUGGAUACGAUGCAAGUUCCAGCGACCUUUUCACUAAACUAGGUUGGGACAAUCUUUCGACACGCCGGAAAAAACACAAGGCUGAAAUAAUGUUCAAAAUUCUUAACGAUUUAACACCGAAUUAUCUCCGUAAUUUAUUUGAAUUCCACAGCACAGGAUACAAUUUGAGAAACUCUGAAAAUGCUUUAUUUGUACCAAAACCGCGAACAAAUUAUGCUAAUCGAAGUUUUAGUUAUAGUGGCGCGGUGUUGUGGAAUGAGUUACCUCAAAAUGUACGAGCAUUAUGCUCUCUUAACCAAUUUAAAAGGGAGAUUGACAACAUUUUUUCCCUAUAAAACAGACUCUCGCACGGCAAUCUUGUAAAUCAGUUUAUAUAUCUGUAUUUUAAAUUGUAUUGUAUUGUGUUGUAUUUAGUAAUUUUGUCCCUAAAUAUCUAAUGAAUGUAUAUAAUUAUAGCCCACUUUUUAUACUGUAGAUUUUACC
Messenger RNA from Dendronephthya gigantea, 999 nucleotides. RefSeq lists its product as uncharacterized. The transcript has a single exon. NCBI's taxonomy places the organism in Eukaryota, Metazoa, Cnidaria, Anthozoa, Malacalcyonacea, Nephtheidae. Bases 21 to 851 code for a protein of 276 amino acids. The record is from RefSeq and is a predicted model, not a curated record.